AUGUGGGUAUACAGGAGAAUGUUAAGGAUAUCCUGGAGAGAUAAAAUAAAGAACGUAACUGUGCUAAGUCGUGUGAAGAAGAAAGCGGAAGUUGUGUACGCGGUUAAGAAGAGAAAGCUUGGAUACUUCAGUCACAUCAUGAGAAACUCUAAGUACCAGCUGCUUCGACUUAUUAUCCAGGGCAAGAUCCAAGGCAAGCGCAGUGUGGAUCGUAGAAGAACAUCUUGGCUAAGAAAUCUACGCCAAUGGAUGUUGUCAAUGUGGCAGUCGUGGAGCCUCGUGGCAUGUAUAUGCGCGUGCGCACUGGCGGAGCGCAUAGAUCAGGAACCGAUACUGUCGCCUCGACCAGGGAGAGUCCGUGAUCGUGAAAUCAAACAGGACGAACCGACUUGUGACCAGCUUAAAGCUAUGUGGCGAUUCUCAAAGAGACAAGCUCGUGCUCCCGAACUAAUCAACGAAGUACCAGCUGUACCCUUCCGCGAUCCCCUGAUGUACAACGAGUGGCCUGCUUACACUGCAAUGCCCCGCGCAGCCCCAAGAUUUCGGUAUCAAUUCCCGACCAUCCCUCGGGAGGCAUACGGACGGGUCAUCACUAAAGCACCGCCGAACGUUGUUCGCACACCUGAUUAUCGCGAGAUGUUCGGAAUGUUGAACGUGCCACAUACUUCUGGAAAGAUUCUUCGGUACCCUGGACCGUCUCGACCUCGCGGUGGACCGGCCUUCAUGGUACCACCACAGAGAGACAGUUUCGAAGCCUUAAAGAAAUUGAUUCGGCAAGAGCACGUCCGCGAACUCCAGAGGAAAUACGAAACUGAACAAAAGCAGGAACUGAAAGAGAUUGCAGCUGGCCGCGGAAAUGACGAUUUUGUAUACGGAACCUAUGGAGAACAAGAACCUCGAGGUCUCCAGCCCUUGGAAUACGCAGACGACCCUAGCGCCAGACAUGGAAAGAAACCUCAAAGCGGCAGUCGCCAAGUGUCUCAGUUCUCUCGCUACUCCGAUGUGAUGCUGCCGCCAGUCCGCCGAAGCUUCUACCACCCGUACCUCGACUAUGCUCUUCCAGAGUACGUUCCCUACGCCUACUGA
Melitaea cinxia (Glanville fritillary) is the source of this 1086-nucleotide messenger RNA. RefSeq lists its product as uncharacterized. The record is from RefSeq and is a predicted model, not a curated record. The coding region runs from base 1 to 1086 and encodes 361 amino acids. The transcript has 8 exons. NCBI's taxonomy places the organism in Eukaryota, Metazoa, Arthropoda, Insecta, Lepidoptera, Nymphalidae.